This is a messenger RNA of Hordeum vulgare subsp. vulgare (domesticated barley), 1131 nucleotides long. RefSeq lists its product as uncharacterized. The transcript has 4 exons. The coding region runs from base 363 to 965 and encodes 200 amino acids. The record is from RefSeq and is a predicted model, not a curated record. Lineage: Eukaryota; Viridiplantae; Streptophyta; Magnoliopsida; Poales; Poaceae.
CAAUCCUUGUCCUUGUAUAUUCUUCUGCUCCUUCUCAUCCUUUCUUCCCGCGGAGACGUACGUGGGACGGUCAUGAGCUCCAGAUAAGUUCCUCAAUCCUAUCCACAUUUUUCUAACAAGCUAUAUAUAUCCACUCCUUUAUUAUUCCUUUAUCUCUCCAACGCCAUUUAUUAGUAAUAGUAUAUCCCAAUUGGUUGGAUUUUUGUGUCGAGGAUCCAUUUACGCCUCUCAACGAAAAAUCACAUACUCCCGGAGGUUUCCGUUCCCAUCUCCGGUGUAGAGCUCUGUGGGCGGUAGUCGCUUGCUUCAUUUGGGCAGGUUCCCGUCGACUUCGGAGCUAACGAGGUAUAGUGUGACCAUCCAUGGGGAAGAAAGGUGUGGUGGUGGCGACCACCGUCCUCGCCGUGAUGACUGUCAUCUUCGGAGUCAUCAGUGCGGUUUUCAUGGGGCUGAGACGCUAUCAGGAUGACCGCAGCGUCUGUAGGUACGGACGAUCGCCGGCGACGGCCUUCGGCAUCCUGGCGGCAGUGCUGGCGCUAACGACGCAGAUUCUCGCCAGCGUGGCCAUCGGCUGCUGUGGGGCAUGGCAGAACCCCAAGAGGGCCAAUCGCAUCGCCGCCGGCGUUUUCUACGUCAUCUCAUGGAUCCUAGCGGUCAUAGCGGUGCUAGCGUUUCUGGGAGGCGCCCUAUUAGGGAUUGAAGGAUCUAUGUACAAAAGUAUUGGAAACACUAGUUGUGUGGGAGGUGUAGGAGUUUUCGUGGACACGACAUUCCUGUUUCUUAUAGUUGUCGCCCUUGAGGUCUCGUCGUAUCUUCUUGUUCAGAAAAAUGAUCACCACCAAGCAGACAGGCCCAGGGGCAAUAAUCCUCCUCUGGUACCAACCGCUACAUCUCCUUCGGCACCACCGGUCACAUCUAAAGACGACGCCUACGCUUCUGCUCAUGUGCCAGCAGAUCAAGUAUGAAUUGUUAACAUGGUUGCCUUUGCCUUCCAAAAGGAGGAACAUGCUUUUCUGGACCGUUGUAACUGGAAGGCACUUGUUGCGGCCUUCCGUUCCAAAAUACUUGGUGGUUUCAAUUGAAAUUUGUUUAUCAUUCUUAAAAUACAAUAUUAAAUUUUUAGUUCUAAUA